UAAAGGCAGAUAGCGGACCAUGGGGAGCAGGGGAAAACUUUUUAUACUGACAUGUCAGCGCAAUGACUUUUGAGUAACAUCUAACUGGGACGAGGCUCCCGGCGUGAGGAGGACAGGGCCCUUUGCGGGAAGAAAAAGGAGCACUUGGCAUCUGCCGGGGUACAGGAACGAAAAGCAGAACGGCAAAAGAGUUGAGACCAGUCCAAGAAUCAGCGGUGGAAAAUCCAGCUUAGCCAUUUGAAUUGAAAGAUGAGCUUGUUGUCUGCCAUAGACACGAGUGCCUCCGUGUACCAGCCAGCGCAACUUCUCAACUGGGUCUAUCUUUCCUUACAAGACCCCCACCAGACCAGCGCUUUUGACGCGUUCAGACCCGAGCCCAACUCUUCCCACCCGGAUCUCAGUUUCAGCAAGACUCCCGCAGCGGCGGACUUGAGCUCUUCCCUGAACUCCAACUAUCUCAACAACUUCUUUCAGCUGCAGCGGAAUGAGGCCUUAAACAACAACGUGUAUAAGAAUGUGUCACCCUAUGGCUCCUUGAACAACAUCGUGGAUGGACUCAACUCUCUGACGGACCAUUUCUCAGACCUUUCCCUUUCUUCAGAGCCAAGAAAGCCCAACAAGAGACCCCCACCCAAUUACUUAUGCCACCUGUGCUUCAACAAGGGCCAUUACAUCAAAGACUGCCCUCAGGCCAGACCUAAAGGAGAAGGGCUGACACCCUACCAGGGGAAGAAGAGAUGUUUCGGAGAGUACAAGUGCCCCAAGUGUAAGAGGAAGUGGAUGAGUGGCAACUCGUGGGCCAACAUGGGACAAGAAUGUAUCAAAUGCCACAUCAACGUCUAUCCACACAAACAGCGCCCUUUAGAGAAGCCAGAUGGCCUGGAUGUUUCUGACCAGAGUAAGGAGCACCCGCAACACCUAUGCGAGAAAUGCAAAGUCCUGGGCUACUACUGCCGUCGUGUGCAAUAAUCACCUUUAUCGUCAGAGAGCAACGUUUGUAUCUUGAGUUGUACCGCUCAUCCUCCAUCAAGGCUGUUAACUUCCCCCAGACCUCCCUCCUUCCCUGCCCUCCAGGUUUCCUCUCAUCCCUGCCUUGCACACAACACGGCAUCCUUUCCUCCUCACGUCUUCCCCUUCGUCUUUCUAAGACACCUCAAAUAUAGACAGUAGCUCUAAUCCUCCCUUCUUUCUUUCCUCCUUUCUCUACCACAGCAAAUAAACCUGUCUCUCUUUCCAGCCACCCGUGGGACACAGAUUUCAAUCGUUACGCUUCUUUUUCUACGACAGUAUUGACGAUUACAUUCAGGAACGAGAGGAACACGUUAACUUAGGAUCAAUCUCUAUCUCUCAAAGUGCUCUUCAUCAAAAGCAGAAACUUGCCAAAAUCAGUGACUUUUUUUUUUUUUUUUUUUUACACCUCGUGUACCAGAAAACCACAUAACCCCAUUCAUCCAGCUCGAUUUGUAACAACAGCUUAUCACUGCAUCGAUGAAUUAGCACUAGGCAUCGAUGCCACUGACAGUAUUGGUCUCAAUAGAUUACCUCACUUUGGGGUUUGUUGGCUUUGUGUUUACAGAGAUCUGCCUUCCAUUUCCCUGCCAAGUGAAGUGUGUGGUAAUGUGAUGAACGUUUAACACGGGCCUCUCAUGAUGGUAUAAUGUAUACGAGGCCUUUGAUGUCUUGCCGUAUUAGGGUCUGUUGGCCCUACCUACCCACAUCUUAUUAACUGUGAAUUAACUGAGGGAUAAUGUGCCAUACAUCCCUAGCUUACAUUUGGCCUAUUUAUUUUCUUGUUGUCUAGUGUGCAAUUUGAAUUUUAACUGGGACAUAAAGAAAUGUUUUUUUGUAUGUUUGUAUAUCACAUUAUUGUGUAACUGCUUCCACGUGUCUUUAGAAACUACUGUAGGUUCAGUCGCAUAGCAUCGCUCCUUGUCUAGAUUUAGUGCAUUGCUAACAGAUAUGGUUUCAUUCACCCUCCCUAGAGUAUUUUUGUUGCCUAACAAAUUCUCAAUAAUCUAUAGUGUUACGCCACAUAGGUAAAUUGUUUUAAUUUCAAGCCGGUCAACAGAAAAGUAGCGGUAGGAAAACAGCAGUAGCUUCAGAAACAAUAAUCUUGCGGUUUUUCUUCUGGCCAGUGAUGCACGUAGAACUUUUUCAAAGCAAUCAAAAAAUGAACUGCUUGCCAUAAUUUGACUUGCAUUAUGAAACAUAACUUAAGUGUUCAUAUGUAAAAGCCUGAUUAGAUUUUAACCACAAAUUAAAAUACAAAGGAGAUGUUUGUUUGAGAGAGAUUCAGCAAGACAUUUGAGUUCACAUUUUAGUGCCAAUUGAUGCCUGGCAGCCUUAGUGGAGUCGGUGAAGCUAAAUGGAAACUUUUCCAAGGGCUUGCACCCUUCAAAACUAUGUCCAAUAGCUGAUUGCAAUAUAAAGAGUGUCCAGAGGGAGGUGAAGGUUGGCAGCAAUUUUCAGGUAGGUUAAGAGAAACAAAAUAAGAGUUCAAAUGCGAGGGCAGAUUUUUGAUGUGGUCAUUCUGGUGACUAAAGGAUAUAUAGGAAGUGAUGAUGAAUUAAGUUUACACUUAAAUUCAUUUUUAUGGGGCCUACUAUUGUAAACCAAUGUCUUUAAAGGAAGAGAAGUACAAAUCCCAUUCUCUUUAUCCUGUUUACAUAUAUCACAGUGCAGACCUACAGCACUACAGAGGAAAUUGUCUUUUUGACUAAUAGAAACCUGCCUUUCAAGGAACAUUGUUAUAGGAAUUGUGAAAUAUUUUUAUAUGUACUGUAUUUUUAGCCUUACAAAAGCUGGUUGACUAUAUUUUAUACUGUAACAUACUAUAUGUGCCUUAAAAAGAUUGAAAUCACUCUGAAGUAGACAGAUAAAGACUAGAAGGCCAUUUAAAAUUAGGGAAAGACAUGCGGGGGGGGGUAGGCUCAGAGUUGGAGCAGAAUAUGAGCAUGUGGUAACUGUGAUGCAAAGUAAGUUUAAUGCAGGUUCAAGAUGUGGCAAAGGACAAGAAAAUGAUACAGCUCCUCUAUUAGCAGUUUGAGCUGGCACGGUGGGUGUUCACUUCAACAAUUUGCUGAGUUGGAGGCAUGGGCUGUACCAGCAUUUCCAGCUGGCAAUAACAAUCCUACUGUGGUCUGUUGUCAUGGAAUAUCAACAAAGAUGUUAUUUCUUAGUAGAUCCUUACAACAGAAUGGAGCCUCACUCUUUGUUUUCUUAAUCUAUUGUACUUAUGUUUAUCUAAGGAACCAUGGGUUUUUGUCUAAAAUAUACAUGGUCACUUGCCUUAGUGGGAGAGUUUGCAGUGGCCGAUAAUGGUACCUUACAGUUUUGGGAAAUGAUCAUUUAGCUAAAUUCCAUCUGUGAAGUUAAAGGGGCACUCCGGUGAUUUAGGACUGCAGUUCUACAAAGUUCAGCGGUUCAAAAUCGAUGCAGCAGACGUUGAGAUAUCUUGACAUUUAGUCCCAAAGUAUGGGUCGACUACCAAAAAUGCUGGAUCCUACAUUUCCCAUGAUGCAACUCAAAAGCAUCUUUCAUAAAGGUGCGGUCACAUAACGUUUCCAGUCAACGAAUAUUCACUCUUGUUUCCCCACUUCUGUUGAAGCCCAUCCAACGGGCAAAUUCAAGCGUCCGUUUCCUGUUUCAGUGUCAGUGUUGAAUGUCCAGCAGGUUGCCGUGGUUUCACAGCUCACAGUUCACCUUUGUUCAACUUUGACCCAGCAGUUAUUAUUAUCGUGUGUUUUAUCACCGUUUUUAGUAAAUUAUCACACUUCAAGUCUACAAAAUGUAGCAUCACUCUCAUACACUGUUCACAGUUUGUGGUUGUGUGGAGUGCUGAGAACUUUCGGAGGACGGAAACAUAGACUUCUGAUCUUUGGUCAGUGCCCACAUUUUUCAAACUCUACAACCCCAGUUUGCAAUGCAGGGUUUUUGUUAAAACUGUCUGCAAGCCCAAGUUGAGAUUAUGUAAUCAUUAUGACAUCAUCAGGGUUGUUUUCUCAGACUUGUAAAAGCUUCUGCGGAGUCACAGAAGACAUUAUACAACUAUUUUCACAAGCAGAGUAGCACUGGAGUGCCCCUUUAAAAGACGGAAUUGACAGCUGUGCGUGUAUAUUGCCUCACCUUAUAGACUUAAUUUGAUAGGAUAGGAUUCUCAUUUUAGCCCGUCGCUGUUGGGAACAAUCCAUUUUUCUUACUGUAACAUCGUCUUUCUUUUGUUCUAUGUGAUGACACUAACCUAACAGGUCUUUACAUCUGAACCUUCUUGUCCACAUUAUACCUUCGUGUGGCUCUAGUGACAGGAAUAGAUACCAAUAAUGCCUUAUGAGCUCACCUCAUUAACAAGUAACAAUGUUAUUGUGAUUAACAGAGUUCUGGCAGACUAGAAAGGAGAAAUAGAUAGUGAGAAAUCCUGUUGGAGGGUUUGAUUCCGCCCAGAGACAUUGUUAUGAGGAGGCCAUUUUAAAUGGCAAAAUCAAGAGCCAAUGGAAGCAGUUGAUACAAUACAUUUGAAAAAAAAAAUAAAUCUCUGCUUUCAGACGUACAGUAGUGUCUUGAAUUACAUAUACUUGACUUUUCUAGUACCUUUUCAGUUCAAAUUUGUUAUUUUCUAUGAAUAAGAUGUGUAUUUUGGAACACUUAAUAGAUGUUGAAAAUUUUAAAGCAAUCUGCAAAAACUCAAGAGUUAUUUCCCUGACAAAGAUAUUUACAAAUGACUGUUUUAUGUAUAUAUUUGAUGGCCAUCAUUUUCAAGGAUAGUAGCUCUUUUGAAGUGUUAUGCAAUAUUGAAGCUUUUUUUGUGUGAAGAAGGGCCUAUUGCUGAGAAAUAAACAAAGCUGGGAGUUUUUUUUUUUCUUUUUCUUUGAUGUUUUACGAUAAUCUGAGGGGUUAUCCUGCAGAAAUAUUUAUGGAAAGAGUUUUUUUACAACACUUUUUGUAUAGAAUAUGCAACAAAGUUACACUAAGAAGGAAAUAUUGAUGUCUACAUAGAAUAUUAUUAAAAAAGCUGGUACAUAAUUAAUACCCUUUCUCAAUUAUAAGCCAUUGUAUUUUUGUGUUUUGUGUUAUGAUGUUAUCAGUGUUGAAUAACCCACAAUGUUACUUGGUCGCUAUAUGUAACUAAUUAUGAGCUGCCAUUUACAUCCAUACAGUCGCAUGUAUUCAUUUUGUAAACAGUAACUACAAUAUAAUGAAGAUAUAAUGUGUUAACAUGCAGAAUCUUUUUUUUUUUUUUCUUAAUUAGUGACGGAUACUCACCACUGUAUAAGCACGUUAAACUGUGAGAUGUAGUUUGCUUAAAGCAGCGAUGACAAGAAACUAUUAUAAAAUAUUAUGGUGUUAUUAGUAGUUUUAGGGAGUGUAUACUUUGUUCAAGAAAGCGUGUGUGACAAAGAACUAUUUUAGAGUUUGCAUGUGCAUGUGUUUGGUUUCGAAUGAAAUAUUAUUUUGUGCAAUGUAUACUUAUUUAAAUACUUUACAGUAGUUUGCUACAGUACAUAUUGUUUUUAACAUUAUCAGUAACUUCUGAUGGUUAUUAGUCCUGAAGUAUUUCAUUUACCGCUAGUGUAGCCUCUAUGAAUACCGUAAUACAUAUUUACUGAAUGUAAUGUGUUAACACUUAUGUGGUCAAUUUGGAAAGUUAUGUUUGUAUUCUUUACUGUCUGUAUCACUUUGAGAUGUUUGUAAUGCAAUAUUGCAAUAAUGUAAUAUUUGAAUUGGACAGAACACAGGCGUGAGGUUGGGAAGACAAUGAUUUUGGGAAACAAGGACAGUCAUGGUUUCGAGAGUAGACCGCAGGUCUGUUUUUCAUGUCCAUGAAACGGCAUUCCAAAAUGUGCCUUAUUUGUUAGUUGGGAAAACAUUUUAGUGCUUUAGUGCUGUCGAGAGUUUGAUGAAUAAAAGUCAUACUGAA
This is a messenger RNA of Thunnus maccoyii (southern bluefin tuna), 5914 nucleotides long. It is a transcript of the gene zcchc24, whose product is annotated as zinc finger, CCHC domain containing 24. The record is from RefSeq and is a predicted model, not a curated record. Gene Ontology annotation, molecular function: nucleic acid binding; zinc ion binding. The transcript has 4 exons. Bases 250 to 969 code for a protein of 239 amino acids. NCBI's taxonomy places the organism in Eukaryota, Metazoa, Chordata, Actinopteri, Scombriformes, Scombridae.